Messenger RNA from Rana temporaria (common frog), 1270 nucleotides. RefSeq names its product aquaporin 1 (Colton blood group) (gene AQP1). Bases 218 to 1036 code for a protein of 272 amino acids. The transcript has 4 exons. Gene Ontology annotation, molecular function: glycerol transmembrane transporter activity; water channel activity; carbon dioxide transmembrane transporter activity. The record is from RefSeq and is a predicted model, not a curated record. Gene Ontology annotation, biological process: renal water transport; hyperosmotic response; carbon dioxide transmembrane transport. Lineage: Eukaryota; Metazoa; Chordata; Amphibia; Anura; Ranidae. Gene Ontology annotation, cellular component: membrane.
GGGAGGAAUUGGCAGCUUGGCUUUCAACUGCAUCUAUGUAAAUUUUCCUUCCUCCUCUCGUAGAACUCCCCUUUCCUCUGUCAGACCACCCAACCCCUAUAAAUAAGCCAUCACUUCAAAUUUUUCCCUCAGAGCUCUGCUCAGUCUUUUUGCCGGGAAGAACUUUUUAUUUUAAUUCAUCCAAGUUAGAAAAAGUUCACUUAAAUUUAAAAAAAAAAUGGCGAGCGAAUUAAAGAAGAAAGCUUUCUGGAGGGCGGUCAUAGCGGAGUUUUUAGCCAUGAUCCUCUUCGUUUUUAUUAGUAUCGGUGCCGCUUUGGGGUUCAACUUCCCCGUCGUAGAAAAGACUAACCAGACCGUCGGCCGGACGCAAGACAUCGUCAAGGUGUCUUUGGCUUUUGGGAUAUCGAUCGCCACCAUGGCUCAGAGCGUGGGCCACGUCAGCGGGGCGCACCUCAACCCGGCCGUCACUUUGGGGUGUCUUCUCAGCUGCCAAAUCAGCAUCCUGAAAGCCGUCAUGUACAUGAUCGCCCAGUGCCUCGGCGCCGUGGUCGCCACCGCCAUACUCUCCGGUAUCACUUCUGGCCUUGAAAACAACAGCCUGGGGCUCAAUGGGCUCAGUCCAGGAGUUUCGGCAGGACAAGGAUUGGGGGUGGAGAUCCUUGUUACUUUCCAGCUGGUCCUUUGCGUUGUGGCAGUCACAGACCGAAGGCGGCAUGACGUUUCUGGAUCCGUUCCUCUCGCCAUCGGACUCUCUGUUGCUUUGGGACAUUUGAUUGCGAUUGACUACACUGGAUGUGGAAUGAACCCAGCCAGGUCUUUUGGCUCCGCAGUACUAACUAAAAACUUUACAUAUCAUUGGAUCUUCUGGGUUGGUCCAAUGAUCGGUGGUGCCGCAGCCGCUAUAAUAUACGACUUCAUCUUAGCACCAAGAACCAGCGAUUUAACAGACCGCAUGAAGGUGUGGACCAACGGGCAAGUGGAGGAGUACGAAUUAGACGGAGAUGACAACACCAGAGUCGAAAUGAAACCAAAAUAGAGAUUGAGACAAACAAAAAAAACUUAUCGAGAGAUGUCAGUAUUAUGGACUUAUUUGUAUAAAAAAAAAAAAAAAGAAUUUCCAAAUUUUUUGUUUUUGUUUUUUUUUUUUUUUUUUCAGUUUGCUUUCAUGCCUUUGCAUUGUAUUUCCUAACCUCAUGUUCACAUACAAAAAAUGUACUGUAAUAUAUUAUAUCUUUUUUUUUUUUUUUAGACUGCUGCAUGAAAAAAAAAA